AUGGUCGAAUCCAGUCUCGCUCAAGGUUCCGGUUCGCCCUCCCCGCGCCGCCGACGCAAACACCGUAAACCAUCGCACAAGCGCAACAUGUCGCCGAACGAGGCUCGGUAUAACGGGGCCGGGUGGAACGUGUCCGGUGCCCAGGUCGCCGCCUCGAACGAAACACUCAACUUCAUGUUGGGCAACCGUCGUCAGCCAACUUGGAUGACUGGGCCGCAGUCGCAGGCAUCCACCGUUCCCCUGCGUAACAUGGAAUCGAUACCAAGCAGUCGUCAGGGCCCUCACGCCCCCUCGAGGCGACCACCUUCUCAACCCUCGAACCGUACCUCGACCGACAAGACCUCAGAUGUGAACCGACCGGCGUCCGCAAACGUCACUGCAGCUAUUUCAAGAGUGCUUGACGGCCCGCAAGACAAGCCUGUGGCGGUGCCUGAGCUUGCCCAACACACACUUGACUGCACAGCCGCUCUUCCGUCUCCAGCCCCGACUGACCAGCCUAGUCCACCUACAGCCGCCUCUAACCAAGGCUCCUACACAGACUCUUGCUUCCAGAACCCGGACUUGCCUCACGAUUCUUCAGCGAGUACCUUGAACAACACCACAUCGAUACCGAGUGGUGAGACAGUUGCCCAGUGCCAACCUGCCAAUGACUAUCAAUAUAUCUCUGGGCCCACCGUCUCAGGCCUGAGCAACACCGCACCUUUGCCGGAUGAUGACCGCUCCGCACCGGGACCUCUUCCACCUGAGAACAUUGACAACCAUACAAUCUGCAUGCCUUCAGAUGCGCCUCAGAAAACGGCCCCAAGCUCGUAUUCGGAGACUCGGUUUGUCGCUCCUCAAACCACUCCGGCCUCCGCAACCCUUGCUGGCUCGCAGAGUCAGUCUAGUCAAGCUGCAACGCCGCCUUCGCUGGACCGACAGUCAACUGCCCCUGCCUGCCGCACGCCGCAACUUCUCGAUCAUGAUGAUACGAGUGCUGGAAUACCAGAAGCCAACAUCCACCCUGCCGGUAGUCUUGACCUCAAAGUCAUGGCCGACACCUUCGACAGGUUCAUCCGCCUUUGCGGUGGCCCCAAUAAGAUUCAGGACGACGGUACCUCUUUGCCUAGGAUCCGAUUUCUCAAAGACGCUAUUGACAAGGGCGAUUACUUCUACGUCGUACUACACCAUAUUCUUUGUGUGUGGCCUGCUGACAGGCAAGCCGUAUACCGCCUUCUUGGUCUUGCUCCCGAAAUAGCGGAGAGUGCGCUUGGCGUCAUACAGAACACUCUCAGAAAGAAUGAAAACAUGAAUCCGACGCUGGUCCAUUUCUUCGCAAACUUCCCCAAUACACGUGCCUCUGGUCUGUGGGAGACCGAAGCCUUCCGCAAACACGCCAGCGACGUUUCCGUCUUCCUCAACAACCUCCACGAGCAGUGGAACCGGAUUCACAUUCCGGCCAUGAGACCUCGCUCUGGUAGAGGCUAUCCCAUUCUUGCGGACGAAUUGCGCUAUCAGCUCAAGCUUCGAUCGCCGGUGCUGGAAGGCAUCCUCUUCACAGUCACUAGAAGGCAUAUCGGCGUCCCUGACGGUCCCAUCGCGGAGCAGAUGUCGGCGCUUUUCCGCCAAGACGCCUAUAACGACCAAGCCAGAUUGUCAGAGCAGGAACAGAGAGCAUUCCAGCAUGCAUUGAUAUCGAAGUACAAGAAGCUCGUCUGCCAGAGCGAUCAAGUCCAACAGCACCGACAAGUACAAUAUCAACGGCAGCAACAGCAGCAGCAACAGCAGCAACAGCAGCAGCAACAGCAGCAACAGCAGCAACAGCAGCAGCAACAGCAGCAACAGCAGCAACAGCAGCAACAGCAGCAACAGCAGCAACAGCAGCAACAGCAGCAACAGCAGCAACAGCAGCAACAGCAGCAACAGCAGCAACAGCAGCACCAGCAGCAAAUGCAAAUGCAAAUGCACCAGCAGCACCAGCAGCAGUUGCGGCAGCAGACUCGUUCUACGCCGGUCACACAGUUGCAGCAGCCACCACAGAACAUGGCCAGACUACAAGCCAUGCCUCGAUACCAACCCAUGACAGAGCAAGUGAGGAGACAUUCCGCUGGCUUUUCUUCCGCGCCGGCGAGGGUACCGACUCCGGUACAGAGUUUCCCUGCCAUGGGUUUCGAUAUGUACCCUUCUCCGCCCAUCCAGAACCCACCCCAGUUUCAACACAACUAUCAGAACAAUCCGGCCCCUGUGAAUCCGCAGCUGAUGCUGCGUAGCCAGGAUCCCAAUCACUUCCAUGGUGGAAUGCAGCAGCCCAUGCAGCAAGCCAUGCAACAGGGCCUGGUGCGCAUGCCGCAAAUGCCGCAAAUGGGCGGACAGGCGAUUCAGCCGCUCACGCCCACAGGCUCUCCUCACUACGCCAACGUGCAGUUGCCGUAUAAUACCGGAGCACCACAAGGUCUUGGCCAGGCAUCUCCUGUUCUACAAGCGCCCCCGGGAGGUCUCUCAGUGUCGAUGCCGACCGUCAUGUCACCAACGCGGCCUACGGCUCCUCAGGUUGCACCGGGUCGUUUACCAGGCAUACCCCAGGAUCAACAGUUGCCACAGCUCGGUCAUUUUCAUCAUCCGUGGUCCCAGCAAGCUCCGAGCGUAAACUCGGAUAUGGGGCGUCAAGCCCAGGCUAUCGCGCAGAGGCAGGCGGAUCGCGUGUCACUUCAGGGGCAGCAACUGUCUUCACCACGACUACAGCAGGCGCAGCAGGUGUCCUUUCAAAGGCGGUCUCCGAAUGCUGCCGGCCAUAUGCAGACGGAUCCAAACGUUCCAGGAUCUCUUCCGGGAGUAAGUACGGCAGUUGCGAACCACCAAGGGCCAAGGCCAAUCAUGACGCGGUUCAGAAUCAGUCGUGACGCGUCGGGAGGUUUGACAGGCAAGGUGUUCGCGCCACCUCAUGUGCAAAUUCCUCUGGACCGGGUUCCGCACACACCUUGGGAACCAAGGGCGUUAGGCGUAGGACUGCACCAAAUCGAAGCAAGGAGUCCAAGACGAAUGCCGCGUGACUUACCGGGGCUAGACGACGGGGCACGAUCAAACAGAUACUACCAAUCCAUCAAGAAACUGGCAUUGGGCCCGGUCGCAACGCCGGCCGGGCAAGAGCUGCACCGUCUUGUCUUUAUCGUGCCCAACGAGGACAUCGACAAGCUCUGCCGCAGUCGAAACCUGGCAGGAGACGGGGUUCCCGUGUCGGAGUACUUCAACGGAUCCCUCCGAUACCGCCUCCGUCUUUGCGAACUGCAAGCCAAGCCGGGGGAGCCGACGGAAGUGGCAGAAGCUACUUGGGCAGUGGCACAGACGUAUUGGCCCGACCACAUCAACAUCUUGGUCAACGACAAAGUCAUGACGAUCCGUCGCAAGCAGCACAAUGGACAGCAUCAGCCUGUCGAGCUCACGCCGUUUGUUGUCGCGGGCGCGAACUCGAUAUCGGUGGCCAUUUCCCCGUCGCCACGGCCUCCAAAGCUAAACACGAUGUACUACAUGGCGGUGGAAAUCAUUGAAACGUUGAGCCACGAACACAUUCUCAACAUGGUGCUAGGAAACGGCGGCAUUUCGGCCGAUUCGACGAGAGAAGCGAUCCGCCGGCGCCUGACGCCGGCGAGCGAGGACGGAGACGACGAGGUGGCUGUGGUGGGCAACGAUCUCAGCAUCGAUCUCGCGGACCCGUUCAGCGCGUCGAUAUUCCAGAUUCCAGUACGGGGCGCUAGCUGUGUGCACAUGGAAUGCUUCGACCUCGCCACUUGGUUGCAGACACGACCGAAUAAGCCCAGCUGCACGGUCCAUGGAGCGGGCAAUGGGUGCCGUCUUUGUAGCCGUGGCCACGGGGCGAAACCCGAGCCGUCGUUGGUGGACAAAUGGAAGUGCCCUCUAUGCGACGGAGAUGCUCGUCCUUACAGCCUGCGGCAGGACAAGUUCAUGACAGAGGUUCGUUCGAUUCUUGAGAUGGAGGGGAAACUUCACACCAAGACAAUCCACGUGGAGGCAGACGGAUCGUGGAGGGCGAAAGAAGAGGAAGCGAGUGAUGAAGACGAGGACAGUGAGGACGGGCAGCCGCCUGCGAAGCGGGUUAGGACAGGAACGACCGUGGCGGAAAAAGCAAGCGCCGUGGAGGUGAUUGAGCUGGAUUGA
Messenger RNA from Colletotrichum higginsianum IMI 349063, 4152 nucleotides. Its product is annotated as MIZ zinc finger protein. The record is from RefSeq and is a predicted model, not a curated record. The transcript has 2 exons. Gene Ontology annotation, molecular function: zinc ion binding; SUMO ligase activity. The coding region runs from base 1 to 4152 and encodes 1383 amino acids. Gene Ontology annotation, biological process: protein sumoylation. Lineage: Eukaryota; Fungi; Ascomycota; Sordariomycetes; Glomerellales; Glomerellaceae.